Molecule: messenger RNA, 1662 nt
Organism: Lithohypha guttulata
Lineage: Eukaryota; Fungi; Ascomycota; Eurotiomycetes; Chaetothyriales; Trichomeriaceae
Exons: 2
Coding region: 1-1662 (553 amino acids)
Biological process (GO): regulation of DNA-templated transcription
Cellular component (GO): RNA polymerase II transcription regulator complex
Molecular function (GO): transcription cis-regulatory region binding; DNA-binding transcription activator activity, RNA polymerase II-specific
Source: RefSeq, a predicted model, not a curated record
AUGUCACAACUAGUGAAUAACCCUUUCGAUACCGACCUCGAUGCCUUCCUCAAUUACGACCACAGUGAUCAGACCUCAAUGUCUUCGUCAACAGAUGUGAAGCCAGUCCCGGCACUGCUUCACCAAUCAUCGAAUUUCACCUCGAACAGCGACGCAUUCUCAGCACCAAGUUAUCAGUAUGAUUCACACCGGCAGCAGACAGGUCUCCCUAUGGGAGGAUAUGCAAACACCCUAGCGAUCAACCAGGCAUCAGGUCUGCACUAUCGACCAAGCAAUCACGGCUUCAUCGUUCCUACAGACACCCUAAAUAUCCCUCUUACAAACCUCGACGAGUUCGACUUCAAUCGGCCUCAAGCAUACGACUUCCCCGAGAUGGAUGUCGAGACAGGCUCCCCAGCUGAUGUACCAAGCAUGUUCUAUGGUGCUGAAGGCUCCAAUAGCAUUUCACCAGCCACCCAUAUUCCUCCCAGAAUCUAUCCUGGUAUGCAUACUCAACAAGCCAACCAAGCAAAGAUGCAACAGGCACAGAAAGAACAAGAGCAGAGACAACUGCCACCUGGCCAAAAGCCUUUACCUACAUCCGCACCUAAGUCGCCAGUUGUCAAGGAUCCUCAUCGCGAAGAAACCAUUUCCAGAUUGCUUGAUCGUAUGCGACAGAGCAGCAAUGCAUCCGCAGAUGAUGCAGACUCGCCUUCGACCGGCAGUUCGAAUAUGCCACGUAUCAAGAAGGAUGAAGAUGACAUGGAUGAUGAUGAGAGACUCCUCAAUAGUGAAGAAGGCAAGAAGCUUUCCAGCAAGGAGCGCCGUCAACUUCGAAACAAGGUGUCGGCUCGUGCAUUCAGGUCACGCAGAAAGGAAUACAUUAAUCAGCUUGAGGGCGAACUUGCUGCCAAAGCACAAGAAGCCAACGAACUACGUGUCGAGAACAGACAACUCACGGAAGAGAAUCAACGCCUGACCGACCUUACACGCAUGCUCUUGUCCUCGCAGUCCUUCUCAGGGUUCCUACAAGAGCUAAGCCAAGCUGGUGGUGCUACAAGCAACAACCAGGCCUCGCAGCAACAGCAAUCACAGCCACAACAGCAACCUCUCCAACAAGCCCAACCUCAACGUCAGCCACAACAAACACGUAAAGACAUGCCCACCCACGCGGCUGCUCGACAAAUGCAAAACACACAGAACCACAUGCAAGUUGGCAUGACCCUGAUUCCUGAAGUUCCUAUUGACAUGUCCAUCUUCGACAAUCAUGGUUCGUGGGGUAAUGUCCUUCACUCAAACGACUUCCAGGUCUUCUCUGUGACAGAAAUGCCGGAGCCACCAAAAAUCGAUAUGUCUAGCUUGUCCGGAAAGUCAUCGAUGGUCGACUUUAAGCCCAUCACGUCGGCCAAGAAGGAUCUGCCCGUGCUGUCGUCACUACCACUCCCCUCCUUGCCUGCUAAAGAGAGCUUCCCAACUAUUGCCAGCAGCUCCGAUGAUCUGUAUGCCGAGGUCGACGCCGCUACGAGCUGUAUGUCUGUUCCAACAUUCGAAUUACCAAUGAAAGCCGCCAGCGUUUCCUCCAAAGCCAAGUCGGAAUCGGAGAGCGGGUCAUGGUCAGAGCUGCACAAUCUAUGCAAGGAUCUGGAUGAAAGCUGUGAGAGAUUAUCAACACUAUUGCCUUGA